Messenger RNA from Perca flavescens (yellow perch), 3506 nucleotides. Its product is annotated as GTPase IMAP family member 8. Gene Ontology annotation, molecular function: GTP binding. Lineage: Eukaryota; Metazoa; Chordata; Actinopteri; Perciformes; Percidae. The coding region runs from base 1 to 3270 and encodes 1089 amino acids. The record is from RefSeq and is a predicted model, not a curated record. The transcript has 5 exons.
AUGGCAACUGCACCACCAGUGUCUGAGCUGAGGAUUGUUCUGCUGGGGAACAGCUGGUCUGAGAGGAGUUCAGUGGGGAACAUCAUACUGGGAGAGACUGUGUUCAACACUGAGGAAGAACCAGUCUUUCUGAAAGUCAGUGGACAAAUUGAAGAGAAAAAAAUUGUUGUCAUUAACACUCCAGAUCUGCUGCUCCCAAACAUCUCUGAAGACAAACUAAGAAAACAUGUAGAAAACUGUGUGAAACACUCUGAUCCUGGCCCUCAUGUGUUCCUGCUGGUUUUACAGCCUGAAGACUUCACUGAGAAAGACAAACUGGGACUCUGCAGAGUCCUGAAACUCUUCAGUGAUCGGUCAUUUGAUCAUUCAUUGGUGCGGAUAUCACCACCCAGAGAGGAGAGUUCAGGGUUCACACCAAACACAUCACACAACCCUUCAGCAGUGGAAAGCACAAUGAACCAAACAUGUGGACUCAGGAUUGUGAUGUUGGGAAAAAGUGAAGAUUCAAAGACAACACUCGGCAACUUAAUCCUUGGUAGCCAAGACUUUGAUUUCCAGAAACAUACCCCACUUAAACAUGGUGUGGCCAUCUGUGGAGAGUGGAAUGGACAUUUUCUAACAGUAGUGAAAACUCCAGACAUCUUCAGUCUGCAUGUGGAAGCAGUCAGAGAAGAGAUGAAAAGGACCAUCAGUCUCUGCCUCCCUGGACCAAAUGUCCUGCUGCUGUUAGUAAAUCCUUCUGAGUUCACUGAGGAGAACAGACAAACACUGGAGUUCAUCCCGAGUUUGUUUGAUCAAGAUGCCUUUCAACACUCAAUGGUCAUUACCACACAUGAGGGGAAAGAAACUAGUUUCACUGUGAAUCAGCUCCUUAAAGGCUGUGGCGACAGACACUGCAGCAUGUUAACAAUUGACCGCACAUUGUUAAUGGAGAAUAUUGAGAACAUCGUGCAUGAAAACAAAGGGACCUUCCUCACCUUCACUGAAGAGACCAUCAGACCAACAUCUGGACACAUCAGACCAGCUUUAAACCUGGUUCUGUGUGGGAGGAGAGGAGCAGGGAAGACUUCAGCAGCCAAGGCCAUUUUAGGACAGACAGAGCUUCAUUCAGUCUCCAACCCAUCAGAGUGUGUUAAACAUCAGGGAGAGGUGUGUGGACGUCGGGUGUCCCUGGUGGAGCUGCCUGCCUUGUAUGGAGAAGGUCAGGAGGAAGUGAUGGAGGAAUCAUUCAGGUGUAUCUCCCUCUGUGAUCCUGAGGGUGUCCAUGCCUUCAUCCUGGUCCUACCUGUGGGCCCCCUCACUGAUGAAGACAAGGGAGAGUUACAGACCAUCCAGAACACUUUCAGCUCUCGAGUCAAUCACUUCACCAUGAUUCUGUUCACUGUGGAGUCAGAUCCUACAGCUCCAGAUGUUUUUCCAAGGGAAAACAAGGACAUCCAGGAGCUCCGUCAGAGCUAUGGAAGAAGAUGUGUUGUUCUCAACAUCAAGGACCAGCAGCAGAUUGCAGAGAUGUUGGAUGGUGUGGACAUACCAUAUGGCUAUACAACAGAAACAUUUGCACAUGCCCAAAUAGAAAAAAUCAUACAACAAGAGAAACGUAUCAACAUGCAACACGCUGAACUUCAGACGCUGAAAAAGAGCAACAUCACACGUGAUGAUGAGAAGCAGAGGCCAGAGUGUCUCAGGAUUGUGCUGAUAGGCAAGACCGGCUGUGGAAAGAGCUCUACAGGAAACACCAUUCUAGGAAGAAAGGAGUUCAAAGCUGAAACAAGCCAAACAUCAGUCACCAAACGUUGUCAGAAAGCAGAGACCGUAGUGAACGGUCGUCCUGUCGCUGUGGUCGACACUCCUGGUCUGUUCGACACAACUUUGUCCCAUGAAGAGGUUGAUGAGGAGAUGGUGAAAUGCAUCAGUCUUCUGGCUCCAGGACCUCAUGUCUUCCUGGUGGUGUUAGAAAUUGGGAGACUCACACCAGAGGAAAAGGAGACAUUGCAACGUAUCGAGAAUGGCUUUGGCAAGAAUGCUAAAAAGUUCACCAUCAUUCUUUUAACUGGAGGAGAUUCACUGGAACAUGACAAAGUCUCCAUUGAUGAGUACAUUGCGAAAGGAUGUGAUUCCUUUGAGAAACUGAUCGCUGACUGUGGAGGAAGAUACCAUGUGUUCAAUAACUAUGAUGAACAAAACCAGACACAAGUCAGUGAGCUGAUAACCAAGAUUGACACCAUGGUGAAGGAAAAUGGAGGCAGCUGUUACACCAAUGAUAUGUUGCAAGAGGCCGAGGCAGCUAUACAGAAAGAAGUGGAGAAGAUCCUUAAGGAAAAGGAAGAAGAGAUGCAGAGAGAGAGGGAGGAACUGGGAAGAAAAUAUGAAGAAGAAAUGGAAGCAAUGAAAAAAAGAAUGGAAGAACAGAGAGCAGAAAUUGAACAGGAGAGAAAACUGAGAGAAAAACAACAUGAGGAAUACAUCAACAAGGAGCUUGAAGAAAGAAAGAAAGAAGAAGGAAGGAUAGAUGAAGAAGACCAGGUGAAGAAAAUACAGGAAGGAUUACAGCGACAGGACUGGGAACGAAAACUUGAAGUUAUGGAGGAAAACAUAAAACAAGAAUUCAAAUCAAAGGAAACCACUGACAGAAAGCUGGGGCAGAAAACAGAAGAGAUGAAGGACAAACAAGAGGCUUGGGAAAAGGAAUGGAAAGAGUGGUGGGAAAAAAGAGAUCAGGAAUAUAAGCAGAGGCAACAGGAAGAACAUGCAAUAAUCGAGCAGGAAAAAGAAAAAUAUGAAAACAACAGAAAAGAAGAGGAUAGAAUCAGACGAGAACAGGAGGAAAAAGAGCGAAAGGAAUUGCAGGAAAACUACGAGAAUAGUCUGGUGCAUAUAAAGGAGGAAUAUGAAGAAGAAGCCAGAAAAAAAGCGGAGGAAUUCAAUAAAUUCGGAGAGAAAUGCAUGAAGGAGUUGAAAGAGCGCGAGGAACAAAUGAAAGCCAAAGAUGAACAAUAUGACAUCUUACAGGCCCUUUCAGCUCAGAGUAAGGAACAAAUGAAGAAAAAACAUCAAGGAGAAAUCACUAACUUAGUGAAGUGUUUCACCAAAAAAAGAGGAAAUGUUAAAAGAAUCCGUGACUUGCUGAAAAAACAAGAACAAGAAAUGAGGGUGGUGAGAAAUCUGAAGGAUAAGGAAAACCUGCAGAAAACACAUGAAAACCAAAUAAGUGACAUGAUACAGGAACUUUUGAAAGGAAUAGAUGAACCACAUUGGUGUCCCAUCUUAUAAGGCAUUUUAUUUUGUAGCCAUGCUAGUGGCUUGGCUCUAGGGAUGGGAUCUGUCCAUCUUCCAUCUGUCCAGACUGAAACACCUCAACAAGUUUUGGGUAGAUUGCCAAUAAAUGUUGACAUUUUGAUUUCACACGGGACACUAACAGCAGUCUGUUUGUAUAACCAAUCCAUCCAACCCGGACUUCUGGUUAGAAUAGAAUUUGUGAAUGUCAAAAACGAAUGUAAUCCAACAUG